AAUUUAAAUAAAAAAAUUCCUGAAUUCUCACCGAUGCGAGUUUUAAUUUGGUGUCUAAUUUUCUUUUGGUUUCCUAUUAUGUAGAAGAAGCCUUGAAAAUGGAAAGAGCCGCAGAAGAUAAUGGAAAACGCAUCGCAGCUGAACUGGAAUUGCUGACAUCUUCCAACGAACCCACAGUAUCCAGGAAGAGUAGCAUUUUCAGAAUCCCAAACAUUCUCUCCAAGCAUAACAAGGAGGCUUAUCUUCCUCAUGCAUUCUCCUUUGGGCCUUGGCACCAUGACGAAUGCAAUCUUCAACCCACACAAGGGCUGAAAGUCAACUAUCUUAAUGGUCUCCUCGAUCGUUUUCCAGAUCGAAGUGCAAAGCUGCUAGAGUUGGUCUGUGCUGUCCGUAAUAAAAAUGAUCUAGCUCGUCAGUCUUACGCUGGAAAGAUUAGUUUCAGUGAUGAUGAAUUAGUGAAGAUUUUGGUGCUUGAUGGUUGCUUUAUCACUGAGUUGUUUCUCAAGUAUUCCAACGCCGAAAGUAGAGAUCCACAUGAUCCUAUAUUCACCAAGCCCUGGAUGCUCCAGUCUCUUUACCUUGACUUGAUUUUACUGGAAAACCAAAUACCUUGGUUUGUGCUGCAGGAUAUUUUCAACCUUACCAAUGAGAGAACAAGAGAACCAAAUGUUGAGCUCCAUCAACUUGCCAUUCGUUUCUUGAGUAAGAUUUUCUCCCAUGAUGAUCUUCCUGGAGCAAAUGAAUUUUGUCCCAGCGAUAUCUUGCAUGUUAUUGAUCUGUUAUGGAAAUAUCUGCGAGCAAAUUCUUCACAAAGCGGACGGGAAGAGUCAUCAAGUUGCGAGAGAACGGAGGAACCUACAGAGGCAUCCAGUUGCGAGAAAAUGGAGGAACCUACAGAAGCAAAAACGCAUCUGCCUUCUGCCAGUAUACUUAGCGAGGCCGGGAUCAAAUUCAAGAGACGCAAAUCAAGAUGCAUCUUGGAUAUUAAAUAUCGUUCUGGAGUUGUUGAACUCCCAUCUCUAUCAAUUCAUUACGCCACUGAAACGAUCUUAAGCAACCUCAUUGCCUUUGAGCAGUGUUGCUCUGGGCUUCCUUCUAUAUUCACCUCUUAUGCCAAAUUUAUGAAUAAUCUCAUCAGCAGUGUCAAUGAUUUUCACAUACUAUGUAGCAAUGGCAUUAUUUCUAACUCAGUAUUGAGUCCACAGGAUGCCGCCAAGUUCUUCAACAAGAUAUGCGACGAUGUUCCUGUCACUCACUUCCAUUAUGACGACAUGUGCAAGAAAGUGAACAGUUAUUACCAAAAGAGGUUGAUGAUAUUGCGGAUGGGUAAGUGUUGCUGCUGCUUCUUGAAGACUCUCUGUUGUUGCUGCAAGAUACUGGUUAGGCUGUCCGAAUGACUGAAUAAGCUUUUCAAUUUGUGGUGCCAGCAUAGUGGCAUAUGUACGUGAUUUCUUCCCGUUCCAUCUUUGUUCUCAGAAAAAAAAAAAAGUUUGUGGUGUUGGUUUGUCUUUGGAAGAAUGAAAUUAAGGAAUGUCU
Molecule: messenger RNA, 1536 nt
Organism: Rubroshorea leprosula
Lineage: Eukaryota; Viridiplantae; Streptophyta; Magnoliopsida; Malvales; Dipterocarpaceae
Source: the annotation of a GenBank genome assembly